Molecule: messenger RNA, 1275 nt
Organism: Homo sapiens (human)
Lineage: Eukaryota; Metazoa; Chordata; Mammalia; Primates; Hominidae
Gene: BCAS2
Product: BCAS2 pre-mRNA processing factor
Exons: 7
Coding region: 25-702 (225 amino acids)
Biological process (GO): mRNA processing
Cellular component (GO): Prp19 complex; nucleolus; nucleus
Source: RefSeq, marked validated
GCAGGCAAACCUGAGGUCCUCAGAAUGGCGGGCACAGGUUUGGUGGCUGGAGAGGUUGUGGUGGAUGCGCUGCCGUAUUUUGAUCAAGGUUAUGAAGCCCCUGGUGUGCGGGAAGCGGCUGCAGCGCUGGUGGAGGAGGAAACUCGCAGAUACCGACCUACUAAGAACUACCUGAGCUACCUGACAGCCCCGGAUUAUUCUGCCUUUGAAACUGACAUAAUGAGAAAUGAAUUUGAAAGACUGGCUGCUCGACAACCAAUUGAAUUGCUCAGUAUGAAACGAUAUGAGCUUCCAGCCCCCUCCUCUGGUCAAAAAAAUGACAUUACUGCAUGGCAAGAAUGUGUAAACAAUUCUAUGGCCCAGUUAGAGCAUCAAGCAGUUAGAAUUGAGAAUCUGGAACUAAUGUCACAGCAUGGAUGUAAUGCCUGGAAAGUAUACAAUGAAAAUCUAGUUCAUAUGAUUGAACACGCACAGAAGGAACUUCAGAAGUUAAGAAAACAUAUUCAAGAUUUAAACUGGCAGAGAAAGAACAUGCAACUCACAGCUGGAUCUAAAUUGAGAGAAAUGGAGUCAAAUUGGGUAUCCCUGGUCAGUAAGAAUUAUGAGAUUGAACGGACUAUUGUUCAGCUAGAAAAUGAAAUCUAUCAAAUUAAGCAGCAACAUGGAGAGGCAAACAAAGAAAACAUCCGGCAAGACUUCUGAAAAGACAAUUUAGCAGGUAGAAGAAAAGUUGGGCUUUCACAAAAGGCAUCUGAACUUUUAAUGAACUUUGAAGGACAACAGCAUCUUCCCAAAACCAUUGAUGUUUAAGUGUUUAGAAAUCAUAGAAGGUGUAGGCUGCUGUGGUAAUUCUAUUUGUAUAUCUCAACAGAAUUAAAAUGUCUAGCUUGGUGGUAUUUUUAUAGCCAUAAAAGAAAAUCUUUAGGCUUUCAAAAUAAGGAUGACUUUAGAAUAAUAUUGUGUCAUAGAAUUAAUUUUCAGCCAUGUGGACCAUAUUUUGUAUCCAAGGAUCCUUAUUUAAAGCUUUCAACAUGUACAGGAAGUUGGAAAUUUUUGGUUUAUGACUUUGUCUAAUAAAGAGAUAGUUCUAAACACAUUCUUGAUCACCAAACAACUUCAGAAAGACAGUGACUGUACAGUUAUCAUUAUCAUCAUCAUCGUCAUCAUCAUAGGUAACAGUUAUAUCAAGCUUAAUAUGUGCUGAACAUUGUUCUGAACACUUUAGGUAGAUGAACUAGAUGUAUGUGAAUAAAAAUUAUUUGGUCCUCACAAAAA